This is a messenger RNA of Agrilus planipennis (emerald ash borer), 2818 nucleotides long. It is a transcript of the gene cutlet, whose product is annotated as chromosome transmission fidelity protein 18 homolog. Gene Ontology annotation, molecular function: ATP hydrolysis activity; ATP binding. Bases 271 to 2640 code for a protein of 789 amino acids. The transcript has 7 exons. The record is from RefSeq and is a predicted model, not a curated record. Lineage: Eukaryota; Metazoa; Arthropoda; Insecta; Coleoptera; Buprestidae.
UCAUUUAAAAUUCCAAAUGAUCCGCGGAGGCAGUUACAAUUUCCUGAUAAUGAAAUUGUCACAGUUCCAGCCCUAUCUGAAAGAUGUGCGACCCAAAAUCUAGAUAACUCGUUUGAAACUGAUUUUGCACCUCUUCCCAGUUCUCAGACAAAUACAGAAGAAGAGGCCAAUGGCAGUUUUAGUGAUACCAUUAUUACUACUGAUGAAAAUAAUCGUAGUGAAUUGGUGAAUACAAAGAAGCGUAGUGCUGAUAACUUAAAUGAUUAUUAUAUGCCAGAAGAUGAUAAUAACCAAUUGUUAAAACGUCACAAAGCUGAUGCAGAUUUUGAGAAUAGUAUUCUAAUUAAUCAGAUCUUGCAAAUGCGCCAGCAAGCUAAAGAAAAAUUAAAUCCAGUCCCAGUGCAUAGUGCAAGAAAUAUAAAGUCGAGAGUUAGUUUUGACGAAAAUAACAUAUCAUACAGACUUCCAAAAUAUCCCUUUAUUACUUUAACAAGAAUAGAUGGUGAAAAAGUUUAUGUACGUUGCCAUUCUGAGGAGUAUGAGAAAGAGGAGUUGAAAAGAAUUGCAAGUCAAGAAAGCCAUUACCGAUUAUUAGGAGAUUCUUCAAAAGAAUUGUGGAAGGAAGCCAAUGAGAUUAUAAAUAAAAUGGUCGACAAUGAGUUAAAUAAUGGUGUUCCUGAUGUUUCUGAAGAAAAUAAUUCUAGCGGUUUUAAGAUAUCAGAAGAAAAUAACAAUAGUCAGUUAUGGGUGGAUAUGUAUAAACCAAAGAGCUAUUUUCAACUCCUAAGUGAUGAAAGUACCAACAGAUCCUUGCUGAAGUGGUUAAAAAUGUGGGAUAAGGUCGUUUUUAAUCGCAAUGUUAUUCAAAAAGUGAAACAGAACGAGAUGAAAAUGAAAUCCAAAUUUCAGAAGCAAGACAUUGAAAUGAAAUUUGACGACCUUGGUAGACCUGAACGGAAAGUUGCCUUGCUAUGUGGGGCACCUGGAUUGGGAAAAACAACAUUAGCACAUAUUGUUGCAAGGCAAGCAGGUUACAACGUUGUUGAAGUGAAUGCUUCAGACGAUCGUAGUACAGAAGCAUUCAAAACAAUCCUAAAAAAUGCCACCCAAAUGCGGUCUUUUAUAGAUCGUGAAAAUCGCCCAAACUGCCUUAUAUUCGACGAAAUCGAUGGUGCUCCUCAAUCAUCAAUCGAUUAUCUGGUAAAAUUCGUCACCGACUCGGCAACCACCAAGUCGACGAAGGGCACCACUAAGAAACGAAACGUCCUUAAACGUCCCAUCAUUUGUAUUUGCAACGAUGUCUACGUUCCUGCAUUAAAACCUUUGAGACAAAUUGCAUUUGUGGUCAAUUUUCCUCAAACGUCAACUUCUCGAUUGGCAGAAAGAUUGUGUGAAAUAGCCAGACACCAAGGCAUCAAAACGGAUAUGGGUGCUCUUCUGGCACUUGGAGAAAAAUCUAACAACGACAUCAGAUCGUGCAUUUCAAUUUUACAUUUCUUCAAGUCGCUAAGCAAAAAGAUAUCGUUAUCGGACGUAUAUAAGACAAAUAUAGGGCAGAAAGACAUGCAAAAAGGUCUGUUUGCCGUUUGGAAUGAUAUUUUUCAAAUAGAACGUAACAAGCAAAGUGCUGUUUAUUCUAGUGAUUGUAACGCGCGUGAACUGCAUGACAGUUUCAGUUUAAAAAAUCGAAUGAAAAAGAUUUUAAAUGAUGUUAGUUCGUUUGGUGAUUAUGAACGAUUGGCCCAAGGUGUUUUCGAAAAUUUCACGAACCUGACGGUCAAAGAUUCGAUGUUAACGCAAACGUGUGAGGCUCUGGAGUGGUUUUCAUUAUUUGAUAAAAUGAAAACAAGGAUACGAACUUUACAAGAUUACAGUUUGAUGAGAUAUUUGCCAUAUGCUUUUGUGGUCUGGCACUUUGUGUUUGGCUCAUUUGCAAGACCAAAGCUUUCUUACCCUAAUGCAGAUUAUGAGGCCAGGGUAAAAUUGAACAAAACUUUGGCAAUCGUUCGAGAAGUACUGAAGCAGAUGCAACCAUCAAUUCGAACGUAUACACAUAUUAAUCCCCUCAUAUUAGAUAUUUUGCCCCUUUUGGUUUACAUAAUUGUACCUUUAUUACGUCCUGUAAAUUUACACCUUUACACCCAGAAAGAGAAGGAGGACUUAGAGCGGGUGGUGAAUACCAUGAUUGACUACAAUUUAAACUACGUCCAAGAAAGGCACCCUGAUGGGAAUUAUUCAUAUGAAUUAGAUCCCAAUAUAAACGAAGUGGCCUAUUUUUCUAUUUCAAAACCGUCACGUACGUUUUCUUAUUCAAUAAAACAGUUAAUAUCUCAAGAAAUUGAAGUGGAAAAAAUUCGAAGGCUGAAUCUGGCAUCUAAAAGUGGCCAAAAUGAACAUAAAGAAAACGGCGGACCAAAGAAAACUGACGCUCAGAAUGUACCAAAUCAUUUGCAGCGCUUGAAACCCAAACUGAAGUCGCCAAAGGAAACGAUUCGAAAGGACUUCUUUGGGCGAGUCAUCAAAUCACCAACAACAUCAAAUUCUGAAUCCAACAAGAAACAGAACGACAUUUGGUAUCACUAUAAAGAAGGCUAUAGUAAUGCCGUACGAAAAUCAAUCAAAAUUUCAACCCUUAAAUAAUUGUUAUAAAAAUAAAACAGAAUCACACUACUAUCGUUAAUCGUAAGUUAAGAACAUACAAGUUUCCGAUGGAGAAGUAAAAGGUAUUAACAUUUAUUUUGUUUAUCUUCUGUAUUUUUGUGUAAUUUUUAUUUUGUAAUAAAUUCUAGAGCGAGAGAAGUUGAAGUCGAAUUAUUUU